GCCCGCCAAUACGUUAGCAACUACAAAUAUCAUUCAGAAGAAACUCAGUCAAAACAGAAAACGCUGAUCGCGAACGAAAAUGCAGAGGAGAAGAUCUCGAAGAUCGCCAUUGCCAAUGGCAUCUCCUGCUCCAGAGGAAACCCAGACUCCUCCCAAAUCAACCAUUUUCAACAAAAGGAAGAGGAAUAUAGCUAACGCCUCCCAUUCCAAUUCAGCUUCCGCUUUCUUCAAUCAUCAGUCCUCACCGCCUGACAAAAAAACCCUAACCACCAUUUCCGAUCUUAAGGAAUUUACAUCUUCUCGGUUGGAGGAUAUGAAGCGGAACCUCAUUGAUCGCUCUCACUCUGAGAUUCUCAAGGAUCUCGACGCCUCUCACUCUCGCUUCCACAAGCGCUUCAAGAUCCAGACACAAGCAUGCCAACAAGUAAUGGAGGAAGCUGAAAAAGAAUACAAGAAGAUAUCGGAAAAGAUUGACAGCAGCCAUGAAGCAAUGAAAGCCUCAUAUGCAGAAUUCAUGGCAGAUGCUCAAGCCACUGCAUCUCGUGUUUGCAAAACUUCCAUUUCUGAGCUUUCAAAGUCAUUUGAGAAAGGAAUUAAUGAUCUCCGCAACCGAUUUGGAAUGCCAUCCGCUUAGAAUUGAUUCUGAAACCGGAAGACACGUCCUCUGGAUCUUCUUUUCUGGUACUUUCAUCGUUACUAUUCUGAAACAUGUAGGCUUUGUUAGCUCAAACAGGAGGACAAAAUGGAUUCGUCAGUUGUUCAAAUUGUUCAUAUCAAGUACCACUUGAGGAGUUUUUAUGGAUUCUACAAACAAUUCUAGGUGGACAACUUUAACUCUUGAUUAGCAAUCAUUAUCAUCUUAA
Molecule: messenger RNA, 863 nt
Organism: Hibiscus syriacus
Lineage: Eukaryota; Viridiplantae; Streptophyta; Magnoliopsida; Malvales; Malvaceae
Exons: 4
Coding region: 80-634 (184 amino acids)
Source: RefSeq, a predicted model, not a curated record